UAUGCACUCUAUGAUCCAGAGAUCGGGUACUGCCAAGGAAUGAGUGAUCUCUUGUCACCAAUAAUUGCAGUCAUGGAGGAAGAUCAUGAAGCAUUUUGGUGUUUUGUGGGUUUCAUGAGGAAAGCCAGACACAACUUUAGGCUUGACGAGGUUGGAAUAAGAAGGCAGCUGAAAACCGUCUCACAGAUAAUCAAGCGCAAGGAUUCACACCUCUAUAGGCACCUGCAGAAACUUCAGGCCGAAGACUGUUUCUUUCUGUACAGAAUGGUGGUGGUUCUCUUCAGGAGGGAGCUCACUUUUGAGCAGACUAUGUGUCUGUGGGAGGUUAUGUGGGCUGACCAGCACGCAAUUCGAGCUGGGAUUGGAAGGUCCACUUGGGCAAGGAUAAGGCUUCAUGCUCCGCCAACAGACGACUUGCUGCUCUAUGCUAUUGCAGCAUGUGUCUUGCAGAGGAGGAAGCUGAUAAUCGAAAAAUACAGCAGCAUGGAUGUACUGCGGGAGUGUAAUAGCAUG
This is a messenger RNA of Sorghum bicolor (sorghum), 513 nucleotides long. Its product is annotated as GTPase-activating protein GYP7. Lineage: Eukaryota; Viridiplantae; Streptophyta; Magnoliopsida; Poales; Poaceae. Gene Ontology annotation, molecular function: GTPase activator activity. Gene Ontology annotation, biological process: activation of GTPase activity. The record is from RefSeq and is a predicted model, not a curated record.